Messenger RNA from Gavialis gangeticus (Gharial), 3082 nucleotides. It is a transcript of the gene FAM114A1, whose product is annotated as family with sequence similarity 114 member A1. The transcript is spliced from 15 exons. The record is from RefSeq and is a predicted model, not a curated record. The coding region runs from base 92 to 1804 and encodes 570 amino acids. NCBI's taxonomy places the organism in Eukaryota, Metazoa, Chordata, Crocodylia, Gavialidae.
UUAAAAAGAACCAGAAUCAGACACAUGAAACAUCUCCAAAGGUACCCUUGAAUAAGAAUAUAAGGAAAAAGCUGUAUUCCAAGAAACAAAAAUGUCUGGUGACACAAGUGAUGCAGUACCCACCAAAGGAAAACCUGAAGUAAUAGAAAUGCCUAGUAGUGAUGUGUUGCCUGAUGAUGAAGCACUACGUCAUGAAGUGACUGGGAUACUGCAUGGGUCUUCACAAGACGGAGAGAAACAAUCUUUCCAUAAUACCACUAAUGGACAGGAAGGAGACCCAACUAUCACUGAGCAUCCUUUGACUGAGGAAGUGAAAAAUCAACCUUCUAACACAGAAGUGACUGAGAAUGUAGCCGCUGACUGUAGCGAAUCCGUGAGCCUUGAUCCUGAACUUGAAUCUGAAGUGACACCAAGUGAACAAAGUAAUCCAGAUUUGGACUCAUCUUCUAAAGGAAGUGGAUGGGGAGCUUGGGGAUCAUGGGGCAAGUCUCUGCUAUCAUCAGCUUCUGCCACAGUUGGUCAUGGAUUGACAGCAGUAAAGGAAAAGGCAGGAGCCACCCUCCGAAUUCACAGUUCUAACUCAGCAUCUUCAGAAUCUGCCCAGCCCCCUGGAACUGAAAAAAUCACCCCAAGUAUGCAAGCAGAAGAUGCCACAGAUCAGAAUUCUGCUGAUGUUUUGUCAUCAUCUCCUUCACCUGGAUCACGUGGGAUGUUGUCAACAAUCACUAAUGUUGUUCAGAACACAGGCAAAAGUGUCUUAUCUGGUGGCCUAGAUGCUUUGGAAUUUAUUGGGAAGAAAACCAUGAAUGUCCUCGCAGAAAGUGAUCCUGGAUUUAAGAAAACAAAAAUAUUAAUGGAAAGAACAGUUUCCCUAUCUCAGUUGUUGCGAGAAGCUAAAGAGAAAGAGAAACAGAGAUUGGCCCAGCAAGUCACAGUCGAAAGGACAGCACAUUACGGGUUGCUUUUUGAUGAAUUCCAGGGUUUGUCCCAUCUUGAAGCUCUGGAAAUUCUGUCUAAUGAAAGUGAAGCCAAGAUUCAGUCAUUUUUAACUUCAUGUAAUGGAGAGCAAUUGGAAAUUGUGAAAAAUGAUUUGAUUGCUAUUAAAGAGAUCUUCAUUCCAAAGGAAUCAAAUAGUGAAGAUGGUCAAGAAAAAAAAGAAAUCAUCUUGUCUCCUUCUGCAGCAGACAUGGGAGAAAAGUUUGUUAGCAUGCUUACUGAACUGCUGUUUGAAUUGCAUGUAGCUGCUACUCCUGACAAACUUAAUAAGGCUAGGAAAAAAGCUCACGAGUGGCUGGAAGAAGCCAACUUCUCAAGAUCGCCAGCUCUGGAAAAGAAGCUAGAGAAAAACACUGAAAAAAAUGGUGAGGAAAAGACUGAAGAAGGAGAAGAUGGUGCAGAUCAACAAGGAGAAGUAAAGAAAAACAAAACUGUGGAGGACAUCUACAUGCUGUCUAUUGAAAGCCUUGCUGAAGUAACAGCCCGUUGUAUCGAACAGCUUCAUAAAGUAGCAGAAUUAAUUCUCCAUGGGCAAGAAGAGGAAAAGCCAGCCGAGGAUCAAGCAAAAGUUCUGACAAAUUUAACAAGUGCCAUGUGCAAUGAAGUGUCAUCUUUAGCUAAGAAGUUUUCUGAUUCCUUAAUGGCAGUUGGGAGCAGUAAAAAAGCAGAGAUCCUUAAUCCAAUGGUCAAUAGUGUGCUAUUAGAGGGUUGCAACAGUACUACUUAUAUUCAAGAUGCCUUCCAGUUACUGCUUCCAGUUCUGCAGAUUUCACAUAUCCAGAGUAAUUGUUGGAAAGCACAACAGUAACAAUUUCCCAGCAGUUGUCAUCACUGUGUUUAAAAGAACCACAGCUCUAAGCUGUUUAAUGUACACAGAUGGAAGGGGUGGCACAGAAGGUGUCUGGCCACUGACAGGCCUUUGAGAACACUAAAUGCAAUUUUGCACAAAUUGUAUUGAAUAAUAUUUUAAAUUCAACUAUAUGUUCUACAACCAGCUGUAGCUACUAGGAUAGGAAACUUCUUUUCUGAAAUUAUAUUCUUUACAUUAAACUAAAACAAUGUAUGUUGAAAUUUAGAAGGGACAUAAAUAUUAAAUAGGUUGUUAAUUUUGGUCCUUUCCAUUGUAUUUUGAAUUCAAAUUUGAAAACAGUGUUUUUUAAACAUUGCAGUCCAAACACUUCAUUUUUAAAAAUAUAUAUUUUCAGUGUUAUCAUCAAUUUAAAAUGUUUAUAUUUAAAAGUUAGUUUCUAUAUUUAAUCUUAAUUAACUCAAAUUAAUUUAGUAAUUGAGCUUCCCAGUAUUAUUGCAGUGUCUAAUCAUUAGCAGUUAUGCAGCACUGUGUGUUCAAAGAUUUGUACAAUAUUAACUAAGCAUUAACUUUAGCUUAUUAAAUCUGUGGAAGAUAAGAAUUAUACUGAAAUGAAAUUGCCUGAGCUCAUUUUGGAGUACGGGUAUAAUCUGUGCACUUCCUAACCCAUAAUUGUAUACUCAUAUAUGCCAGUCCCAUUCGUCUCAUUGGCAGAAGGCAUUAUAGGCUAGAGCAAAGGGAUUGGCAUAGUGCUUGUGGAGUUAGUUCCUAAUUACACAGUGAUUAAGAAAAUUCCUUCACUUUGAUUGGCAAUAGUCCUUGGAAUGCCCAAUCUACAGUGUAUCUCAGAAGUGUAUGCCCAUAUGUGUGUAUGUUAUUCACCUCUACAAUGAGUCCCUGGAUGCAAGUAGUAGACAUUUUGAAUGGCCACAACAGGGUACAUUGCAAGUUACUUUAUUUUCCAAUGUAGGAAAUGUACUACCUCCCACUUCCAAAAGGAUAACUUUGUAGAAAAAAUGUUUUUAACAUAAAUUUGAUUGAAUUUGUGUUUGGCAACUUCUCUUAAAGUGACUUCAGUUAUAUUGUAUUAUAUAGCUUUGGUAUAUAAGAUGCACCUACAUUUUUGGCUUCCUUUUUUAAGGAAAAAUUGUGCCUUACACAAUGGAAAAAAUGGUAACAAGAAUCAGCACUGUCAAAACAUAAAUCUCUGUAUUCUCGACAACCAAGGUCUGUAUACAUAUUUUUGAGAUGCUCAUAAUAAGCAUAUUGCUCCAUUUU